Messenger RNA from Pseudogymnoascus destructans, 1689 nucleotides. RefSeq lists its product as uncharacterized. The transcript is spliced from 2 exons. Lineage: Eukaryota; Fungi; Ascomycota; Leotiomycetes; Thelebolales; Thelebolaceae. The record is from RefSeq and is a predicted model, not a curated record. The coding region runs from base 435 to 1034 and encodes 199 amino acids.
GAGCUGAAACUCCAUGAGAGAAAGGCGUGUUCUAUUGCAGUGUGCAGGAGGGAAUGAUUGGCUUAGCUACUUUGUCGAUAGCCGCCGCGACAGGGCAUAAUAUUUCAGCUUCCGUUCCUCCAGUCCCUCCGAUACUUAGAAGUCUCCCGACUCAUAGUAAUUCUAACUACCGGUUAACGACUUCCAUGAAACCUCGGGAUGGCCGAUAUACUUUCAGCUUUGAUCCUUUCCUCAAGCUUCACGCUUGAUACCGUUGAUUUACUCGCCAGGUCUGCUAUUCGAUCCUUCAUCUAUUUACGUUAUACGGGCCUUCUAGCAUAUUCCUUUUUCUCUUUGGAAGCCGCGCUACAUGGCGAAUAGAAGCCCAGGUUCUGGGCCAACUCAAAGAAGAGGAUGCGACGACUUUCAAAAAAUCGAUCCUUGAUGAAUGCACUAUGAUUUCAGUAGCUGCAGCUAUUGUAGCCCAAAUUGCUAUUACGGGAUUAUCAUUAGAUUCGUUAAGCCAGACCCAUUGGGUUGCUCGAGGAGCUUUUGUACUUAUCCUAACGUCUUCUCUCAUGGCAGUCUACUAUGCCACUACUCAGCAACGCAUGUUAGGACGGUUACUUCAAGCAGAACAAGUGGGGCUUUGGAUCCGUGGGGGUAACCGUGUCACGGACACCGCGAGGCUCGUUCCUUCUUUAGACGAAAUCGUCCAGAUGCUCAGAGAUAGAUGGGGACACCAAUCCUUGAUUGGUGAACAAACUCGCGCCGAACAUCAAGCACAACUGGAAGCACGCCUACUUAGGAUAGAAGAGGCUCGUCCUAAUGACCAGAGGGAUCCUACCUCUGAGGAGUCCCAUUUCAAUAUUAACGAUUUACUCGAUCCAAUGGCUCGGUUUGUGCUGUAUAAUAUGGGUGGGAACGUCUCGACCGACGACUUCAACCCAACUGAGAGGGACCGGAGGAAUUUUACAAGAAACAUCAUCAAGCUCAUGUGCAAUAUUAAGAAUAUGCCAAUCUCUUCGGCCUCCGCAAGUGGUCGUCAUAAUUAAGUUGGUGAAUCGUUAGAAACGGCUUCUCUCUGCGAAAUUGUAGAGCGCGAGGGGGAUAAUAAGCACGUAAUUGUAAAUAACUGUCUGGGGAGAAUGGCUUCGCUACUCCGUGCUAUUCAUGAAUGUCUCCUCAGUCGACCACUACAAGGUCCAUACUUCCGGCCAUGAUAGAUGAAUAUGGAAGGGCAAUCCGAAAGCCUUUGAAUUUCCCCAUGAGCAUCCACUAAGUGUGGCAGCUCCAAAGACUUGGUUAGCGUCCACAUGGCAGGUGUGUUAGAAGAAGGUAUCACAGUGGCUUAAGCAGCGUAAGAAGCUGUUGGGUUUAGCAGCCUAAACAACCACUACUUAGACUAAACAUGGAAUAACCUAUUCGUAAAUGCCCUCCUCAAACUUCUCCGGGUCGUAAAACCUCGCACUUAUAGUAUUCCCAUUAAACAUCCUCCCCUCCAACGCAUUCACCGCCCUCAACCCACUCAACUGGCUCGUAAACUUUACAAACACAGUCCCCCUCCACCCCUCUCGGCGGUGAAUAAACACCCUCUCCACAUUCCCAUACUUCUCUCCACACUCCUCCCCAAUUUCUUGCAUGAUCCCUCCAUCCCCCGCCCCCUCCACUUCGGAGUCUAAAUCCAUACCAUCCACCAUCCCCUCCAAC